AUAUACACGCUGCUAUUGUUAUGGGGAACAUUCCCGCUGGUAGCAUCUCCACUGCGGUGCUGGCCCACUGACUUUAUGCGUAGGCGACACCAGAGUUUUGGACUUUGUUACUGGGUAAACUCCUUGGUAAUAUUCUCACCACAAAACGAUUGAUGCAGAAAUUUAGUUUGAACAAUGCAAAGUCUGACUGAGUAUAUUGUUAUUGUGCUGGCGGGGUCAUGAAACCACGUGAAUUUUCAGCGCGAAAACUAGAAAAGGAUUAAGAAAUCUGACUUGAGUUGGACAGGUACAGGUGGUUUCUCCGGAUUGUUUUUUUUUUUUUUUACUUUAUUAACGUUCAUCUCCGAUCGAUUUUUCGAAGUAAAUUUGGAUACAGUAAAGACUGGGUAAUGGUACAAUACAAUCUGCUGUAAGAUUUUUUCUUUUCUCAUCUUGAACUGUUCCUCAAAAUUGGAUUUAUACCAUGGAAAAAACGGGAGAACAAAGACCUCACAAGUCGCGAUCAAAACGUGGCGAAUCUGGAUCUGAAAGUACGCGAGAACGGGAAGGCUCAAGUUCUGGAUCGGGGGCCAUUCGCAAGUCUCGCCGAAGGUCGGGGGAGCGAUCACGUUCUCGCAACAGGAGGAGGAGUGGAAGCUCGGGUUCUCAGAAAUCACCGACUGAUGAUGGGGGCUCUGUCGCCAAACAUCUCCCGGGAAACUCUACUUCAGUUGAGCCUAAACAAAAUGGAUCAUCGUCAGAUAAAGAGAUGAGGCGAAUGUCAAAACUUGACGACCCCCUGGAGAAGAAUGCAAUCAGAGAGAAGCUUAGGGCCAAACCAGGGGUGCGGAGAGAGGGAGGUGAUACACCAAGGAUGAAAGGACCAAUGGUUGCAAGACCACUUUCAUCACCAUCACCAGUAGAAGGGUCUUCAUCAGCCUCUUCAACCCCACCACCACCACCCGUAUCAUCGUCAUCAACAAGGAGACCAAGGUCAUUGCUACCUCAGAGAUCACAGUCACCGUCAUCACAUAGCAAGGAGUCACCAUUCACAAAACAGGUUGUAAACAGAGUUGCUUCUCCUACUUCACCCAGACUUCCAAGACACAGGGGAUAUGUUUCUCCCUCGGGUUCUCGACCAGGCUCUCCUACAAGUGGCCACAGGAGGGCGCCAUCACCAAACAACGACUGCUUAUUCACACUCGCAGUUGGUGUUCUGAAGAAACGUGUAGAGAGGGCGCUCCAUGCGAGGUUAUUCCUUCUCACUCAGAACGGUCCUAACUCAUUCCUCAUCGGUGGAGAUUCACCAGAUCACAAAUACAAGGUCACAAUCGGCUCACAGAAUUGCAACUGUGGAAAAGGGCCCUUCUGUGUUCACCUGCUGUUUGUGAUGCUGCGAGUUUUCAAAGUGGCUGAAGAUGACAAUUUAUUGUGGAACAGGACCCUAAAAAAUUAUGAGGUUGAAUUGUUAUUUGCAAAAUACGAAGCCAUGAAGAAGAAGAAAUUAAAGCAGUCGCCGAGCCAAUCAAGCCAAAGGUCACGGAGGUCAUCCCAAAGUCCAUCUACCUCUCAUCUUCCCAGACCAAGUUCUCCGUGCCCAUCUACAGGCAGCAGCGACCAAAGGGAAGAUGAAGACCUGUGUCCUAUUUGCCUGUUGGAUAUGGUGGAGGGGGAGAGUCUGGUGGAAUGCAAGAACGGUUGCCACAACAAGCUACACCACCACUGUGUUGCAGUAUGGGAAGGAGAGUGUCAGAGGCAGCAGGAGACUAUGGUUUGCCCCCUCUGCCGAGCCGUCUGGGCCGAUUGCACCCGCGAAGACCAGGAAGCGGGGGCGCCAUCCACCGCCCAUUCCUCCGCAGAGCAGGGACCGGUAGAAGAGGAGGCAGGUGUCUUGGAAAGCAGUAGACUUCAGACUUACCAACAGAAGAAAGAGAGAUGGAAAGAGGCGUUUGAUGACAGCCUUGUCGAGGGCAUGUUCUCCCGCGACUGGGGAAUCCGUGAGAACACCCUCCACUCCCUGAGCCAGCAGCUGUCGUCCAAGCUGAAAGACGACCGGGACAGCAGAGGGAACGAACCCCACGACGUUGAGAUGUGUGAACAGUGUUUCCAAGGAGAUGUGAUCACCAUGGAGUCUGGCUUUGAUAUGGUGGCCAUGGCGUGCUCUGAUCCAGUCUACAAAGUGUAUGUGGCAGCAUUGCGAGUACUACGAACACUCUUGAUGUGUUCACACUGUAGUACCGAGGAGCAGCAAGCCCAGCUGAGAUUGUGGUUACAGCCUGUCAUGUCUGCCAUCUUGGUCAAAAGUGCAGAUGGCAACAGACGCACAGCUCAGUUAUCGGUGUCGGCCAUGUUUGAACUUGCCAGAGGAGAUUCUGGAGAGCUUGCAGUCAGCAAAGAACUCUCUUGCUCAAAUUGUAUAGGACUUGGCAGUCUGGAUUAUAUCCUGUCGUGUCUCAUCAGUGACAUCCAGAUCACUGUGAGUGAAUCAUCAAAGCACAUUUUAGGAUGUCUCUGUGUUCUAGAGAGAGUCUUCUCCGACUUCCCGGAGCGCUUUGUCAUCACUGACAAUGGUUCUGAAGUGGAGAAGGACAGCAAGAUCGAGUGUUUGGUCUCCAUAGCGACCUGUGUCUCCUCCUACCUCAAUAGCAGCCAUUCUAGGAUGUGCAAGAUCGCCAAGAAGAUAUCGGUCAUAGUGGCGAAGAUCUUGGUAGCGGAUGCCUCAGGGUUUGCCAGGAUUUGCGACAUGAUGAGGACGUUGGAAUCGCGGGAGGUUGGAAGCAGGAUGAUGCGCCGCCUCCAGAAGAUCCUUGACGAGUAUGAAGGUGCACAGGAUGCAGCGAGGGAGAGAGAAGAUGCUGCUGUGCAUGGUGAUGAUGAAGGAGGGAUGGUUGAUGAUGAGAGAGACAGGAGACAGAACGGGAUGCGAUCCCAGAAUGUACCUUGUGCCACAGAAAACACCGAUGGAUCCUCAAGAAGAGAUGAAAAUGCAAGGACCCCAUCGAGACCUUCGCUACAAGACAAUGCAAGAGAUUGCUUUCAAAAUAGAACUCCCAGCAGUGAACCAUCAACCGUCAGCGACCUCUCUGACAUAUCGGCUUCUCCGACCACACCGUGCGAUAACCCCAUCUCCUUCAAGUCCGAAGUGGCCUCGUCACCGAAGAAGAGAAUGGCCGCAUUCAGCUUCCCGCUGCCGGGUGUUGGCUCCAAGAACUGCAAGGAUGAGGUUGAGGCAGAAGAAGCUGAGGCUUUAGCCAUUGCCAUGGAAGCAUCCAUGCAUACUCAAGGUGCACUACCUUGUGUCCCGGGUCUCAGGACCGAGAAGGCUGGAGACGUCAUCAUCAAGAUUGAUCAUAAGAACUCGUCAGAGGAGACUGAUGGUGUGGUUAGUCCAAGAUCAAAGCAAUACAUGGAGUCUGUCAACUGGACGAAGGGCGCUAUCUUGGGUACCGGUGCCUUCUCAUCAUGCUACAUGGCGAGGGACGUCAAGACAGGAACAUUAAUGGCUGUAAAACAGAUCUCAUUCUGUCGGAACAACGCCGAGGAUCAGGAAGAGACUAUGGAGGAGAUCAUCAAAGAGAUCAAGCUCAUGGCGACCUUUGACCACCCUCACAUUGUUCGCCUCAUGGGGGCGACACAGCACGACGGUCACUUCAACGUCUUUGUGGAAUGGAUGCCGGGUGGAGCAGUGUCCACACUACUUAGGGACUUUGGUGCCUUCAGUAAUGCCGUGACCGUGAAGUACAUACAUCAGGUUUGUCUCGGACUGGCGUAUCUCCAUGACAACAAGGUCAUCCAUCGUGACCUCAAAGGGGCCAACUUGCUAAUGGAUAGCACCGGCCACCACCUGAGGAUAGCAGACCUGGGCACUGCAGCCAAGAUGAAUGCCGACAUUACACGCACUGAUGAAUUCAAAGGUCAAUUCCUAGGCACCAUCUCCUUCAUGGCUCCCGAGGUAUUGAGAGGGGAGCCGUAUGGUCGAAGCUGUGAUAUCUGGAGCGUCGGGUGCUGUAUCAUCGAGAUGUGUACGACUAAACCACCAUGGAACGAUGCAGCGAUAUCCAACCAUUAUCAACUUCUAUUCAAGAUUGCAAGUGCCAAUGGACCUCCUCCAAUCCCAGAAUCAUUGUCUCCGGCCCUCCGUGAUAUCGCUCUUCGUUGCCUUGAAGCUGCACCAAAAGCUCGACCUGGCAUCAUGGAGCUUUUGAAGCAUGCAGCCUUUACUCAGAUCAAUAGAUGAGAUUCUUGCAGUCUGGAGUUCGAUGUUCAUUCAGUUUGAGGGUCUUUGUCUCACCCUUGCUGAUAUUGCUCUUUGUUGCUCAGAGGCCACAUCAUCCGCUUUGCUGGGUAUCAUGGAACUUCCAAAGUAUCCUGCAUUCAUAGAGAUGGAGAAACUUUUUUUCUUUAAGACCUGUGGAUCCUGUAUCUAUGGAUUUUCAUUUCUCUAUAAAAACAAACAAGGACAGCACCCAAGACGGCCUCAGUCCCUGAAGUAAAAUCGUGGAGAUUAUGUAUUCUUAUAUGGGAAUACCCAAAGUAUGAAAGAUACUUCAGGCUUAUAUUCAGCUUUGGAGAUCUUAGAAAUUAACUUCUCGUUUCUUGAAUACAUUAGGAUACAAGAUAGCCAUUGGCAAAGGUUUCUAAGUUUGAUGUUCCCCCCAAAAGUUGAAUAUUUGCCCAAAUCAAGGCAGUUUUCAAACCAGAUUAUGCAAAUCAUACCUCUUCUAAGUAAAUUUCAGUCAAACAAAGUUCUAUGGUCCAAAAGAAUUAUAUCCUUGUGUUCGAACUGUUGAGAUGUGAUGCGAUGCGUGAAUCAAAUGGCACCAUGGAUGCUACUAGUUCGGUGCAAGUAACGGAAAAUGAUAUAUUUUUAUACACAAUUAUUUCUUUUAACCACUUCAGUGACUAUAGUAAAGAUAGUCAUGUUUAUAAUACUUGAAUUUUUAGUGCAAUUCUGUGCACAGAUGAAUUCAAGUCAUAUACUUAAAGAAUUGCAAGUGUUUCAGGUUACAGGAAAUAAGGGUUCAUCCUUCCCUUUUAACAUCAUUUUUGAUAUUUUUAUUAUCAUUAAUUAUUUUUGGCUUGAUAAAAAGCCCAUUUAUCAGCCAUAGAUGCUGAUAAUAAGAUAAUGACUCAGAAGUACUUAAAUAUUUUUAUACUCUUUUGAAGAGUGCCUGAAUUACCUGUUCUAAAUGAAAUACAUGUACAACAGAUGAACCUUUCUUGAUUUAAAACGUGUGUGUCCUUUCAUGUAGCAAUAUUUUGAAGCCAAUUUUUAAACUAGUGUGUGAUUAAAAUCAUUGAGACAUUUCUGCCUUAAUAAAAAAUUGUCAUGAAAAUAACUGCCAAAUGUGCCCAAAUGAAGACCUUUAUAAUUAUAUUUAUAUUUAUUUUUUUUUUUGGGGGGGAGGGAGGGGGGUGUUAACAUGAAUAUAUAUUUUUCUUUUUCCUUCUUAUUAAUCCAGUCUCUGUAAUUGAAUGUGUUGAAUAAAAGUAAGCAUGAAAAUAUUGCUCUAAGAGUAUAAAAAAUUAUUAAAAAACAUUUCAAAUCAUAUUCAUUGCAAGAGGAUUAACUAAAGAAAUCCAGCCAAGUCUGUAUUCACUUUAUAAUACUUUUUAAUCCAUUGAUAAGAAGACAUUCCCUUUAAAAUAUAUGUAUUAAGUGCCACUAAUCCCAGACAAGUGCCUAAGUGUCUCUAUUGUACUGACAGGUGUCUAUUUUAUUUCCAUUUUAUGUAUGGUACUGCCCCCAAAUUGGAUUGGUAUGUACAACUGGGUUCUGAAAGAUUUUACUCAUAUUCUUUGAAUAAUUUAUGAACCCAAUUUUAUAUAUAUUGCUGCAAGCUAUUUUUACUCGACAGUUUUGAGACAAGUAUUUUUCUAUCUUGCCUCGUUAUGUAACUUUUUUAAUGUCAAGCUUUGAUGCUUAUAAAUCAUUGAUUGUUAUGUUUAUAGCUUUAUGAAUACAUGUAUAGCAUGUUUAAAUUUUUACUCAGAUUUAAUUUUGUAUUUUUACAAAAGAAUUUUACUAUGCCCAAUUAACGGGCGUCUCUCUGGAGUUCAAGUCAUACCCCAGACUUACCCGAUGUUUAUAACUGUACAUUUUGUGUGAAAUUUCCUGAAAUGAGUGUAUUGUCUGCCUAUGUCUGAAGCUUUGCACUGCUUCUGACAAAGCAUAUGACGACAUAGCAGCACACGGUCAAUACACCUGCAUUUUCAUCAUUUGUAUAUUAUGGUGCCUAUUAUUGUAUAUAAGAGAUAUUGUAUAUAUUGUGUUAUUUUGUAAUAAAACACCAAGUGAUAUUGUGAUAAGUA
Molecule: messenger RNA, 6291 nt
Organism: Lytechinus variegatus (green sea urchin)
Lineage: Eukaryota; Metazoa; Echinodermata; Echinoidea; Temnopleuroida; Toxopneustidae
Product: mitogen-activated protein kinase kinase kinase 1-like
Exons: 18
Coding region: 464-4216 (1250 amino acids)
Biological process (GO): protein phosphorylation
Cellular component (GO): cytoplasm
Molecular function (GO): ATP binding; protein serine/threonine kinase activity; zinc ion binding
Source: RefSeq, a predicted model, not a curated record